Molecule: messenger RNA, 930 nt
Organism: Pestalotiopsis fici W106-1
Lineage: Eukaryota; Fungi; Ascomycota; Sordariomycetes; Amphisphaeriales; Sporocadaceae
Exons: 4
Coding region: 1-930 (309 amino acids)
Biological process (GO): basic amino acid transmembrane export from vacuole
Cellular component (GO): fungal-type vacuole membrane
Source: RefSeq, a predicted model, not a curated record
AUGGACCCAUCGAAAGACGUACCGCCUGUUAAGGUAUUUUCCAACGUGCUUGGCUGUGUCAGUCUAGUCGCCUGGAUAUUUGUUCUGGUUCCCCAGCUCCUCGAGAACUAUCGGACAAAGAGGACCGAUGGUCUUUCAGUCGGUUUUCUGAUCAUUUGGAUCCUGGGUGACAUUGCCAACCUUUCAGGUGCUCUCGUCACAGGAAUUGCACCAAGUGCAAUCCAGCUUGCCGCCUACUUUUGCUUAUCUGAUGCCGUUUUGAUCGCACAAUACGUGUAUUAUAAUGCGGUGAACGCAGAGAGGGCCCACAGGAUGGAAGGCUCCGGUGAUCAUCAUUCAGAGACUUCUCCUCUGAUUAAUCCAAGGAGAACACAACCUGGCGGCGGUGCAUAUCACCAACGACCCGGCUCCGCGACACAAGAAGAAUCAGGUCUACAUUCUUCACUACCAACAGCUCCCCACGAACAACAUACCUCUGGUAAGAACUACUGGCUUCAGAAUGUAGUGGCCGUUGUCGCGGUGUAUUUGAUUGGCGUCUUGGUGUGGUAUGUGUCUGAUAAAGCAGGCUUAUGGAACACAGUGGAGGAACCAAAUAUGCCUACCGAGGACACACCACUGUCUAACGUCGGUAUAGCCUUGGGCUAUUUGAGUGCCGUGUUAUAUCUUUGUGCGAGAAUUCCUCAAAUACUCAAAAACCACAGACAGAAGUCGUGUGAAGGGCUUGCUAUCUUGUUGUUUAUCUUCUCGGUUACAGGAAAUCUCACUUACGGGCUGAGUAUCUCUCUUUACUCGCAGGAGUCUCAUUAUGUCAGCAACAUGAUCCCUUGGUUAGUGGGCUCACUAGGGACAAUUCUGGAAGACUUCGUGAUUUUCUAUCAGUUUCGGUUGUACUCGCCACGGCGUCGGCUGCCGACAGCUGAGGAAACUUAG